AUGACGUCGAACCAAGAGCUCAGCCAAUCCUCGGAAGGUUCCAACCACAUGGUGGACGUGACGAAAGAUGUGGAGAAGGGAGAAGAACUGAAACACCAUUUGACAAACAGUUCCGUCAGCCGGUUUUCCUGGUCGGAUGUGGGAGUCAUCGUGAAGGAUCGGAAGACGAAAAAACCUUUGCAAAUUCUCAGUUCCAAUUAUGGAUACGUCGAGGCGGGAAAUGUGCUCGCUCUCAUGGGGCCCAGCGGAAGCGGUAAAACUACACUUCUGAACGUGCUUGCUCACCGUACAUCAUCGAUGAAAGGCGAGAUUCAGGGGAGGAUCAUGUUGAAUGGGCAAGUCACCAACGAGAACACCAUCCGACAAGUAUCUACCUAUGUUGAGCAGGAGGACGCCAUGAUUGGUAUCUUGACACUCCGCGAGACAAUUGACUUUGCCGCGAGGCUCGCACUUACGGGAAAGAUGUCGAGAAAAGAAAGAAUUGCACGGGUAGAUGAACUCGUCGAGUCAUUUGGUCUUCAGCGACAGGCGGACACCAUCAUCGGAACUCCCCUUCGAAAAGGUCUUAGCGGUGGUCAAAAGCGCAGACUCAGUAUCGCCAGUCAACUUGUCGCCUCUCCACGCGUACUCUUUCUCGAUGAACCAACAAGCGGACUUGAUUCGGCUGCCAGCUUCGAAGUGAUGAGGUACAUCCGGCAAGUUGCCAAGGAAAAUCAUUUGAUCGUCAUUGCCUCCAUCCAUCAACCCUCGACAACGACUUUCCAACUCUUCGACCAAUUGAUGCUGUUGUCUGAGGGGAAAACCUGUUAUUUCGGAGCCAUCUCGGACACUCCAAGAUACUUCGAUCGUAUCGACAGACCGAUUCUCUUACACAUCAACCCGGCAGAGUUUCUCCUCGAUUUGGUCAAUGGCGACUUUAGCCAAAAUGCAGCCGUUGCAGAAGGUCAACUGCGCUAUGUUCAAGACUCGUGGUCUUCCUCGGAUGAACGCCAGGCUCUUGGGGCCUCAAUUGCUUCCCAGUCGGGAUCGGAUAACGCAUUUCGGGUCGGCAACGGUCGCAUGUCGCACAAGAACGCCCUAGCUGUCUCUUGGGUGCUCCUCCACCGGAACUACAUCAAAUCAUACCGUGAUUUCAUUGCUUACGGAACUCGUGUCGUCAUGUACUUUGGACUGGCCAUUAUGAUGGGCACUGUUUGGCUCCGCUUAUCCUACAAUCAAAAUUCUAUCCAACCAUUCACCAAUGCGAUUUUCUUUGGCGGGGCAUUUAUGUCUUUCAUGGCCGUAGCCUAUGUUCCUUCGAUUGUUGAGGAUCUACACACGUUCCGCAAAGAGCGUGCCAAUGGACUCUAUGGGCCCUUUCCGUUUACCGUGGCCAAUACGCUUAUCAGUAUUCCUUGGCUAUUCAUCAUCUCACUAAUGUUCUCCAUCGUCACAUAUUGGCUGGGUCAUUUCAACCCUACAGCAGGUGGAUUCUGGAUGUGGGUUUUAUGGCUGUUCUUAGAUCUUCUGGCAGCUGAGGGCCUUGUCGUGCUGGUGUCAUCCAUUGCUCCCAUCUUUGUUGUCGCUUUAGCGAUCACUGCAUUUGCCAAUGGAUUGUGGAUGUGCGUCAAUGGUUUCCUUGUGCCCAUGGGAAUUCUUAAUCCAUUCUGGAAAUAUGUUUUCCACUACAUCAAUUACCAGGCCUACGUCUUCCAGGGAAUGAUGAUCAACCAAUUCCGGAGCACCACUUACAAUUGUGCUAAGCUGGCGACUGGAUACCAAUGCAUGUACGCUAGUGAUCUUGAAUCCGAAGGCAAGAUCCGUGGAACCGCUGUCCUCGAGGCUUACAAGUAUCCUUGGUCUGAUGACAAGAUCGGUGAGUGGAUAGGGAUUCUGUUUGCCAUUAUCGUUGCCUAUCGACUGCUUGGAUACACAGUUUUGGUAUUCAAAAGGCACUGA
This is a messenger RNA of Rhinocladiella mackenziei CBS 650.93, 1938 nucleotides long. RefSeq lists its product as uncharacterized. Lineage: Eukaryota; Fungi; Ascomycota; Eurotiomycetes; Chaetothyriales; Herpotrichiellaceae. Gene Ontology annotation, cellular component: membrane. Gene Ontology annotation, molecular function: ATP hydrolysis activity; ABC-type transporter activity; ATP binding. Bases 1 to 1938 code for a protein of 645 amino acids. The record is from RefSeq and is a predicted model, not a curated record. The transcript has 3 exons.